Messenger RNA from Vollenhovia emeryi, 3989 nucleotides. RefSeq names its product glycine receptor subunit alpha-2-like. NCBI's taxonomy places the organism in Eukaryota, Metazoa, Arthropoda, Insecta, Hymenoptera, Formicidae. Gene Ontology annotation, molecular function: chloride channel activity; extracellular ligand-gated monoatomic ion channel activity; transmembrane signaling receptor activity. The transcript has 9 exons. The coding region runs from base 692 to 2203 and encodes 503 amino acids. Gene Ontology annotation, biological process: nervous system process; signal transduction; regulation of membrane potential. The record is from RefSeq and is a predicted model, not a curated record. Gene Ontology annotation, cellular component: neuron projection; synapse; membrane.
UUUUGUUCCAUAAAUGGAUAUACUUGUAUUGAUUUUAAACCAUUAUCUGUGUGUUUUAAAUUACGAAUUAUAAAUUUUAAAAUAGAUUUUAUCUUUGCGGUAAGUCGUACAAUAAUGUGAUAAUACUAGGUGAAUGCUACGAGAAUGUAUCUGUAUGUGCAAUCACGCCGUGAUAAAGCUUACAAGUUCACGAGGUGUUCAUGGAGAUAAGAAAGAAAUUUCAUUACACAGAAAUAUGAUUCAUGGAUUAUAUAGAACUUGUAGCAUCUUUUUUCCCAAUGCGAGUAAAUGGUUGCAGAUGAAUUCCGGGGAUCCGGCAAGCCACUUAGCGGUAUCUGAUAUUAAAAUCGCGCGUUGAAUUGGUGUUAAACGAUCGUGUGUAAUUUACACAAUUAUGGAUGAGCACGAGAAUCUACAUUGUAAGUCUUAGACAUAUAAUUAAUGUGUGCAUUGAUGUCACAAGUUGCUGCACGAGAAUGUAGCAUGUAUACGCGUGUAUAUGCGUGUGUACGUGUAUAUGUAUGCGAGUUCAAGCAAGUCUGGAGGAGCACCAUGAGAGAGUGGGAGCGAGCUUUGCUCUGGCUGUCUGGUUUUCAGUAAAUUUGCUCGCCCGACCACAUUCACGGAUCAUAAGGAAGGAUCAGUCGGAAUCUAUUAGCGGUGCUGUUAAGUGAUAGAAAGGUACUUGAGAAUGAUCCUCCGGAAAAGGGUCUUCGUCCUGAUACUCUGCGUUUAUCUAUCGGGUAUGCCGUUGCUUGCAGACGCAACCACAGUAUCGGGAAAUUGCCCAUCGUUCGGCAGUUCCAUGACGCAAACGGAACUUUUGCAAGAAUUGGCGAAUGAGUGUCGUUACGACAAGAUGGUCAGGCCGCCCGGGGUGAUUAACGAGACGGAUCCGAUUAGAAUAUACACCAGAGCUUCUAUCUACACGAUAAAGUCCAACAUGGCCAAAACUCUGCAAUUUGACGUGCAUCUAAUGCUGCAGUUUCGAUAUUUGGAUAAACGGCUGAAAUUUGCGAACAUAGCUCCUUACUUGACUCAAAUAUAUGGCGGUCAGAACGCUCACGAGCUGAUUUGGACGCCUACCGUGUACGUCGCCAACGAGCGUACUUCGGCCGUAAUGGGGAACGGCGUUAAAGAUCUACUUAUCUCCAUCAGCUCUCAUGGGAUGGUCAUGUUAAACACUAGACUGGAAACCACCCUCAAUUGCGGCCUCCGUUUAGAGAAGUUUCCAUUCGACGUGCAAGAGUGUCCAUUGGUAUUCGAAAGCUGGACUCAUAAUGUGAACGAAAUGGUAUUGGACUGGGAUGAAACUCCGAUUGGCAUUGCGGACAACUUAUAUUUGACGGAGUACAAACUCGUCGAUACGUGGGUCAAUCGCUCCGGGGUGUCCUAUACCCCGUCGCAACAUCAUUACGGACACUUUGCCGGCAAUUUCAGCUCGAUAAACAUUACGUUUAAACUGGCUCGUGAAAUGGGAUUCUUCAUGAUGGACUAUUACGUACCGUCUAUAUUGAUUGUAGUAGUUUCGUGGGUGUCAUUUUGGUUGCACGUAGAUGCGAGCGCGCCGCGAAUAGUCUUAGGAACAAAUACUAUAUUAGCAUUUAUGACACUCGCAUCGAAAGUCGAAAAUUCGUUGCCGAAGGUCUCUUAUAUAAAAGCGAGCGAAAUUUGGUUUUUGGGCUGCACGAUAUUUCUGUUCGCGGCAAUGGUCGAGUUUGCCUUUGUCAAUACCAUAUACAGGAGGAAAAAAAACGUGCCGUUGAAAAAGGUCAACAGCAAGUACAUUCUUAAGUCAACCCUGACGCCGCGAUUGGCGAGAAAACAAUUUCAGAAGAAUACAACUGGUUUGGAACGAUCGCGAUCAUGGUCGUCGUUAGACAAUGCGAAUACGAACAACGAGCAGGAUUUCACAAGCCACAAUUAUCUUACCGUGCACAGUUUUCCGAGCACGAUCAAUAUCCCAUCGGUAAGAAUAGAGGAAGAUAAGGAUCCGGAUUAUUCCGUUGGCAGCAUCACAACCAUCGACAGCACCCCGCCGGUUAAGUCGUUUACACGCAGGCCGACUCUAGCCAAGUUACACAACUUUACGACAAUGACGCCGCAGGAGAUCGCUCAGUGGAUCGAUAGACGCAGCAGGAUAGUAUUUCCCGUAUCAUUUAUUAUAUUUAAUAUUCUUUAUUGGUCUUUUAUAUGGAUCUGAAAUCACGCUGCGCAAUGACUAUUAAUCGCACCCUAUUUUUAUACCAAAUAGCCAAAUCUGUGGAAAACAGAUUUUGCAAAUGUCUGCCGACAAACUGUGUGUCGGUUAAAUGCCAGUAAGAAUAUAAUAGUCUAUCAACGGAAUAUGACGGCAGAUUGACUGAAGAAACCAAACAGAGUUUGUAAAUUUCACAGCUAUUCAAACGAUACAGUUUAAUGAUUAUGAACAGAUUCUGGCAAUUUACUGUUAGAUCACGUCGUCAGAAUCUAUUAGCAAAACGCUCCUCGCUAUAGUUAUUCGUGUUUGAUAAUGUUUGAGGCGAGAAAUGACACGCUUCUUGCGUGAUAUUUUCAAAUAAAACAAUGUUUGAAUGAACUGCCGUAAAAUGAACGUGAUACGCAGCUUUCUUUCAAUUAGCAAUGAUUUAUACGCAGGCUCAUAACUAGGCUUAUUCGCAUCACAUUUUACGGCUGUUUAUUAACUGUCGAAGGAGAAGGAUAGUUGUCGAAUAAUUUUCCCCUGGGAAAAUGUACUUUAAAUAAAAUUAAAGUUUUCAAAAGUAAUCUUUCAAAUCUACGAGUUUACUUAAAGAAGUUAAACGAAGUUCCCGCCAGAAGGCCGCGCGUUAUAGCACUUUCUCGUAAAAAGAAAACCGCACGCGGUAUUAUAAAUUAUAUCACAUACUUUUCGCAGUUCUUAAAGUUUUCUUUUGAAUUCUCAAAGUAAGUUUUAUAAGUUUACCUUAAGUAAAAGUCUAAAGCGUCCAAAUUUACGUUUCACAUUUCUUAUCUUUUCGAAAGUAAACUUUUAAAGUUUUCUAAGGUAUACUUUCCCAAGAGUUAUAAAUGUGCUAAAGAGAUCUGAAAUGUUCUUUUAGCCAAGUAUUUCUUUAUUUGAAACUGGCACGCAAGAAUUCUCAGCGUAUCAUUUCCCGCUUCUGACGACAUCAAACAAGGACAACUGCGGUGAGGGACUAGGAAUCUUCACGCAAAUGAAAUUGAUAUCAAUCUGCAACAUUUUGCUUGAAUUAGGUGACAAACUCCUAAUACACUGUUAACUUAUCGGGAAUACAUUUUUUGUGGAAUUAUGUCCCUUAUUCUUAGCACUUUUCUCUCAAUCCUUUUUGCCUUACUCUAUACUUUAAUGGUACAUGUGUAGUAUAAAAAAACCAUUUGAUCACAAUUGCAAUAUUUUCCACAUGUGUAACUAAUUGUAAGUAGCAAAUACGAAAUAGUAGGGAAGCAACACAAGAUACGCCAAGCACGCAGUAAUUAAGAGCGCUAAGAAUAGGAAAGUUCAACUGAAUUUAACUUGGUGAAUAUGUUCUCUGCACAACUGAAAUUUGAAACGGCAAGAAUAAAGGCGGAACGCUGGACGAUAAAAUCCGACGGCGUAAACAGAAAAUAUUACGAAUGCAAAACCGCAACGUUCUAAGAAAUUUAAUUACGUAUAUAUAAUAACUUGUCUAUGUUUAAAAUUGUCAAUUGUCUGUAAGUUAUUAAUAUAUUUUUAUUACGUAUAUCGGCAAUUAAAUAUAAUCUCUCAAAAUAACAUUUUACUUUAUACAAAAGGAAAGGACAACUCUGUUUCUUCUUCUUCUUCUUCUUCACGUAACAUCUGUAAGUAAAAUACACAGCUUCUCAUCACUAUUGUAAUUUAUGCAAUAACCAUUACAAGUUAAAUCGAAGAUUGUAAUCGACGUAUAAUAUACUUCGUAUGUUAAAUAAUCUGAUGCUUUGUGAAGAGAUUCUAAUAUUUUGGUGAUACUACGAGCAUAAUUUUCAAA